Messenger RNA from Ectocarpus sp. CCAP 1310/34, 2357 nucleotides. Lineage: Eukaryota; Phaeophyceae; Ectocarpales; Ectocarpaceae. The record is from the annotation of a GenBank genome assembly.
GAGAAGAGGGCCGUGCCGUGUCCUAGAGCCCAGGCGUCCGUGUCCGCCAUGAUGAUGAACGAGUCGGAAGAACGGUCUACGAGCGACCCCAAAGAUCGUGCGACGCUUGCGUUGCCUCUGCUGAGUCGGGACAACAAUACCUGGGAGCAAUUUCAAGGGGCCAAUAUCGUCGCGGAUACGGCUCACCGAGGCGAGUGGAACGAUGACAACAGUCGUGGUCUGCUCUGGCGCCUGCUCCUCGGGGUGGUACCGAGGGACUCGCCCCCUUCAGAGUGGGCGACGGAGAUGGCCAACAAGCGGGGGGAAUACCGUCGGCUAAAGGCGGAGCACAGGGUAGACAUUUCGAAAGUGUUGGACACGACGGAUCCCAUGUCCGCAAACCCGCUGUUUUCAGGAUCAGGAUCAGGCGAUGAUCCAUGGAGUCAUUUUUAUGAGCGGAAGGAGAUGACAGAUACGAUCAAGGCUGACCUGGAGAGGUUGUUUCCCACCGGCUGCGGCGACCACUUCCUGGCCCCGGCGAGACAGGAACUCCUCCUCAGCGUUCUCUCGGUGUGGGCGGACUUGAACACGGGGACGGCGUACCGGCAGGGUAUGCACGAAGUCCUGGCCCCGCUCAUCCUGGUACUAGAGAAAGAAGUCGCCGCAGCUACACGGGCAGAGGCCAUCGCUGGAGACUCCACUGCUGCUGCCACCGCUGCUGCCGUUGGGGAGGAGGGCGGGGCGGCAGCCGCAGCUGUCGCAGCAGCAGCAGCAGCAGCAGUGAAAGCAUCGCCGUGGGUAGGGAAGUCGAUCGUCAACGGGGAGCCGUUGAACGCGGGUACACACCCUGCCUUUGCCGCCAUCCUCGGACACGGCUCCACACCGGAAGACCUCGAAGCGGACGCUUUCUGGCUCUUCAGCGCCGUCAUGAGCGGACUGGAGAGGUUUUACGAGCACGGGGAGAAGGCUACCUCGACCUCGGCACUGGGAGCGGGCCGCGGCGGCGGGGAAGGGGGUAGCGUCGACUCGCCCGUGGUGGAAAUGUGCAAGCGGCUGCAGGGGGUGCGGAUGCGAGCGGCUGACCCAGAGCUGCAGCAGCACCUGUCGCAUCUCGACAUUAGCCCUCAGGCAGGUUAUCUGAAACUUUACGGCAUGAAGUGGGCGCGGCUGAUGUUCGGGCGAGAGUUCCGCGUGGAAGGGGUGCUGGUGCUGUGGGAUCAUAUCUUCGCUUCAUCGUGGAUCGAAGGUCAACCCGAUGUGCCAGAGUGCAUCGAGAACGUCGCCGUUGCCAUGGUUGUAUCGAUACGCCACCAGCUGCUGGCAGAAGACUGCACCGGUUGCCUGCAGCUCCUCAUGCGGUACCCGCCAGACCAGGACGUUUCCACUGCCAUAUCCUUGUCCCUCUCGCUGGCCAAGGGUCAGUCUUUAGCGGCUUUUGAGCGAUCCACCGAACCCAGCUCUUUCUCUGCCGCAUCUUCUGGACGAGCGGCGCCGUCCUCCUCCUCAGAGAUCCAGCAAGAGCCUGCUCCUGUGUGGCUGAACCGGGGCGGGAGAGGCCAUGGCAUUAUUUCCGGCCGCAGUCCUUCUGCGACCGGUAGAGCAGGCCACGCGCCGUCGGAAUGGCGAAGAGACGACGGAGGCGGCGGCGGGGUGGGGGGAGCGGGGGCAGGCGGACGGGCAAGGGCGUUUGGGCGGGACGAGCGGCUGGAGACUGAGCGAGAAGCCAAGAACAACUGGCAGCAAGGGCUAGAUGAGUUUACUCGAAGGGCCAUGUCGGCAGCCCAAGGCGUGGCGAAGCUAGCGGUGCAGACUGUAGAGCGAACUCAAGGGGGGGGCGACCCGAGACAUCUACGAACGGCGGGAGGGGUGCCAGCGUCCGAGGCCUUAUCGCUCUCCCGACGGCUUAGGACAGCGUGCGCCAAGUUGGAGACUGGCGAGACGCCCGUAAGCCUAGCUGCACAAGAGAUCAAGGAGGUCGCGAGAAUACUCGAGGCGCGAUCGGGAGCCCCCAGCGUUAGAGAGCCGCUUCGCUCGACCAAUAGCAUGGGAAGUGGGGGGGGGGGGCAAGGCGUUACCCGAGCAUUCUCGACCUAUUCUGAGGAUGAUGGCUGCGCAGAUGCCUUGUACACUCAAGACUUGUGACAUGGGGGGAGAGACUGCUGUUUUUUAGGCGAAAAAGUGCUUAGCGAAUGGGAGAGAGCAACAUUCACAUUUGAUAGAAGACGUAUUGGGUAAUUAAGUGACCUGUUGAAUUACCAAUCCUUCCUGACAGGUAGUUAGUUCCACCCCCGGCAUUGCGCCGCUGUCCAUUCUCCACUAGCCGAGCCUUGCGCGGACACGAUCAACGAGACAUAGCAGUAGAUCUCCUGCCUAUAGCC